Messenger RNA from Lathyrus oleraceus (garden pea), 711 nucleotides. RefSeq lists its product as uncharacterized. The coding region runs from base 1 to 711 and encodes 236 amino acids. NCBI's taxonomy places the organism in Eukaryota, Viridiplantae, Streptophyta, Magnoliopsida, Fabales, Fabaceae. The record is from RefSeq and is a predicted model, not a curated record. The transcript has a single exon. Gene Ontology annotation, molecular function: RNA-DNA hybrid ribonuclease activity; nucleic acid binding.
AUGGCGGAGUAUGAAGCAUGCAUCUUGGGAAUUAAAACAACUAUUGAUCUACGAAUCAAGAUUCUAGAGGUGUAUGGAGACUUAGAACUCGUCAUCUAUCAAAUUAAAGGAGAUUGGGAUACCCGUCAUCCCAAUUUGAUUCUGUACCGAGAGCAUGUCAUGAAGAUAAUCCCCUACUUUGAUGAGAUUAAUUUCCAUCAUAUUCCUAGGGAGGAUAACCAGUUAGUCGAUGCCUUGGCUACUCUGUCAUCUAUGUUCAAGGUCAAGUGGGCUAACGAAGCACCUGUUAUUACAAUUCAACGUCUAGACGAGCCAACAUAUUGCUUAGCAGUUGAAGUUAAAACUGAUGGCAAGCCAUGGUUUUAUAACAUCAAGCGAUAUCUUGAGAAGCAUAAGUAUCCAAACGACAUCUUCAUCACAUACAAGAAGAUCUUGAGGAAGUUAUCAGCCAAUUUCUUUCUAAGUGGUGGUGUGCUAUACAAAAGAAACUUUAAUUUAGUUCUACUCAGAUGUGUGGAUAGACACGAAGCAGACCUACUCAUCAAAGAGAUCCAUGAAGGUUCUUUCGGAAUUCAUGCAAACGGACAUGCGAUGGCAAAGAAAAUCAUUAGAGCUGGUUACCAUUAUUCCAAGAAAUGCCACAAGUUUCAAAUUUAUGCUGACAAGGUGCACAUGCCACCUACUCCUCUGAAUGUUUUAUCUGCUCCAUAG